UAAUUUUAUACCUGAUUCCUGAUACGGUGAGGUGAGGUGAGCAGUUGAGACUUGAGAGAGACGGAGAGCAGAGAAUCAGAGAGAGGCUGAGGCGGUCCAGCUGGACCAGCCGUCCAGGCGGAGGAGCAGAGACUAGAGAGAAAGCCAUGGCCUUGAGAAUGGCGACCAGGAGGUUAGGGAGUAAACUGUUACCCAGGUUCUCUUCUACAUCUGUACUGCAUUCACAUGCCACCAGUUUUGGAUUCAAAGAAAUACCCGAAGAAGAGAAAAGUCGCAUGGUUGGUAAUGUCUUCAGCAAUGUUGCUUCAAAUUAUGAUUUGAUGAAUGAUUUGAUGAGUGCUGGAUUACAUAGAUUAUGGAAGGAUAGACUGGUAUCCAAACUGAAUCCAUUUCCUGGAAUGAAGCAUCUUGAUGUGGCUGGUGGGACAGGGGAUGUAGCUUUUCGGAUCCUGGAAACCUUAAACAGUGUGAAAAGUAGAGCAACACAAGAUGUUCUUGAUGAUAAUUUACAUGAAGAAACUCAGAUAUUCGUGUGUGAUAUCAACCCAAAAAUGUUAAAUGUUGGUCAAAAGCGAGCCUUGGAGAGAGGUCUUGGAGAAGACAAAUCCCUUAUAUGGGUGGAGGGAGAUGCAGAAGCCUUGAACUACAAAGAUAAUUCAAUGGAUGGUUACACAAUUGCCUUUGGGAUUAGGAAUGUUACACACAUAGAGAAAGUUCUUGCUGAAGCUUAUAGGGUACUAAAACGGGGAGGAAGAUUCCUUUGCCUUGAACUCAGCCAUGUGGAAGCUCCUAUAUUUAAGGAAUUAUAUGAUUAUUAUUCAUUCUCCAUCAUCCCAGCCGUGGGAGAGGUAGUUGCAGGUGAUCGGGAUUCUUAUCAGUACCUGGUUGAGAGUAUUCGCCGAUUUCCCUCCCAGGAGACAUUUGCUUCAAUGAUAGCAGCUGCAGGGUUUCAGAAGGUUGAAUAUGAAAAUCUUGUUGGUGGGGUAGUUGCCAUCCAUUCUGGGUUGAAAAUUUAAUUGUAUCGAUUCUGCAUUGAAAUUCAAAGAAUUUUUGGAUUGAAAUUCUGUGGUGUCCAGCAUGAAAUCCUACAUAAAAUUCUUUAGUUCGUGAAAUCCGAAAAAUAGUUAGCUUUCAAGUUUUCUACUAUAGUUUGUUUGUUUCGUAAUAGGGUUUUUUCCAUUCAAGGAGUGAAAGUCUUUUUACUUGUAAUGUAGCAGGCACACAAAAAUAAUUGUAUUCUUCAAUACGAAUUUUUGGUUUGUGAA
Messenger RNA from Quercus robur (English oak), 1265 nucleotides. RefSeq names its product 2-methoxy-6-polyprenyl-1,4-benzoquinol methylase, mitochondrial-like. The record is from RefSeq and is a predicted model, not a curated record. Gene Ontology annotation, molecular function: methyltransferase activity. Gene Ontology annotation, cellular component: mitochondrion. Bases 147 to 1016 code for a protein of 289 amino acids. Lineage: Eukaryota; Viridiplantae; Streptophyta; Magnoliopsida; Fagales; Fagaceae. Gene Ontology annotation, biological process: ubiquinone biosynthetic process. The transcript is spliced from 9 exons.